This is a messenger RNA of Penicillium expansum, 2289 nucleotides long. Its product is annotated as Major facilitator superfamily domain, general substrate transporter. The record is from RefSeq and is a predicted model, not a curated record. Lineage: Eukaryota; Fungi; Ascomycota; Eurotiomycetes; Eurotiales; Aspergillaceae. The transcript has 8 exons. Gene Ontology annotation, biological process: transmembrane transport. Gene Ontology annotation, molecular function: transmembrane transporter activity. Bases 1 to 2289 code for a protein of 762 amino acids.
AUGGAGCAUCUCAACCAACAUCCAGACAAAUAUGAGCCAGAAGUCGACUACCCGAUUGACUCCCAAAGCCAUGAAUCUGACGACACAAUUGAAGAAAUCAACUCACUCGAGCUUACCCGUAUCAAUACCUAUCGACUGCAACAGAAGACAACGGUAGGUUCCACAAGAGGACCUACUCCCCGUGACAGAUGGCUUCCUAUGGGUGCCAACAAAGAUUAUCCCCCUCUACUCCCAGAUUCUGAGAACUAUGUCGUGGAGUUUGAUGGAGCCAAUGAUCCCUUACAUCCAUACAAUUGGUCUACACCUAGGCGAAUCAUGUUAGUUUGUAUCCUAUGUUAUGGUACCUUCGCCGGAUCGUUUACCAGCGCUGUCUUCUCGGCUGCUAUCCAUGGCUUUAGCAAGGAGUUCAACACAAGUACCGAAAUUGGCUCACUUGGCGUGACACUCUAUGUGCUUGGAUUCGCAGCAGGACCAACAAUUUGGGCACCAGGAUCAGAGCUGAUCGGCAGACGUUGGCCACUAUCUCUCGGACUUUUCGGAUGUGCUAUCUUCACAAUAGCAUGUGCAGUUGCCAAAGAUAUACAGACUGUCAUGAUCUGCCGUUUCUUUGCUGGUCUGUUCUCAGCCAGUCCUAUUUCAGUCGUUCCCGCCGUCUUUGCAGACUUGUUCAACAAUACACAACGGGGUGUCGUCAUGUCUAUUUUCUGCAUGGCGGUGUUCAUCGGGCCCUUUUCGGCUCCGUUUGUGGGUGGCUUCAUUGCCAUGAGCCCUUUGGGUUGGAGGUGGACGAUGUAUAUCUCUGCAAUCAUGGUCUUCAUAGGGUUUCUCCUAGUCUUUGUCUUCCUCGACGAGACUUACGCUCCAGUUAUCCUUGUCCGCAAGGCGGCUACCCUCCGCCGACAGACUCGCAAUUGGGGCAUCCAUGCAAAGCAAGAUGAAGUGGAAGUGGAUCUCACGGAGCUUCUGCGGAACAACUUUGCCCGACCCAUUAUAAUGUUGAUCACGGAGCCCAUACUGCUUCUGGUCUCAUUGUACAUCUCCUUCGUCUAUGGCCUCAUCUAUGCUCUGUUAGGAGCAUACCCUGUUGUCUUCCAAGGCGUUUACGGAAUGAGUAUGGGUGUCGGUGGACUUGCGUUUAUCGGCCUCAUCAUAGGUGAACUUCUUGGCGGUGUUUAUAUCCUCCUGAUACAGGGUUCAUACAAGGCGAAGCUGGCGGCAAACGGUGAUAAGCCUAUCCCUGAAUGGCGCCUUCCCCCUGCGAUUAUAGGAGCUGUGUCAUUUGCAGGAGGGAUGUUUUGGUUCGGCUGGACCGGAUACACUUCAUCCAUUCACUGGAUGGCUCCUGUAGCUUCAGGGCUCCUCACCGGAGUGGGGAUCUUCUUGAUCUUCCUGCAGUGCUUCAAUUAUAUCGUUGACUGCUACCCUUCGUUGGCUGCAUCUACUAUCGCCGCGAACACAAUCUUACGAUCAGCUAUUGGCUGCUCGUUCCCACUAUUCUCCCGGCAAAUGAUGGAAAACCUAGGAGUGCAAUGGGCAGGAACAUUGCUUGGAUGUCUCGCAAUCGUGAUGAUUCCCAUUCCUGUUCUGUUCAAGAUCAAGUACACCCAAGGAUACAUGGAUGUCGUGAUUAAUUGGGACCUCAAUCGCUGGACUUCCUCCGAUGACCGCGUCCGUGGUGGAUCAUCGGUGUCAAAUCUCGAGCCUACUGCCCAAGGGGUACUUUUUCACGGAAAUCUCGACAUUGAGACACUCGGUGGUGCCGGUUUUGCUUCACAACGCACGGUCGGAGACGAACAAAGAUGGGACCUUAGCGGAUACGACGGUGUUGAGCUGCACAUUAUUCCAUCGGACGGAAAUCGAUACACUUUCUCCUUGACAGACGAAAUCUCACAACGGAGGCCUGAUGGUCGUGAACAAAGCGCUCUUGUCUGGGAAUAUGAUUUCUGCACGAGUGAGACAGGGCGCGAAGUGCGUCUGUCAUGGAAGGAUCUGAAACCGACAUAUCGGGGGAAGCCGGUAGAAGAUGCGAGGCCGUUGGACUUGUCGCGUAUAAAAAGGGUUCGGAUCAUGAUUCGAAGUUUCUUCGGAGCACAACAAGGCGACUUUAGCCUGAAUAUUCAAUCUAUCGGAGUGUUCCGCGAGAGCUACCUUGAUAACCCUAAUGUCACAAAGGAGUCUAUCGACGGUGGUGAUGAGCAAACCGAACCGAAGGAAGCUAGACUGAAGAAAAGCAUUGCACCAUUGAUCUCCCGCAGCUACUGGCAUGCCAUCAAUUCAACCUUUGAUUGA